AUGUCCGAAUCCUUUGCCCUUCUCCGCCAACGCCGCUCCGACGAGCUCACCAAGCUCGCUGACGAGCACAUCCAGCAUGAUCUCCAACCGGAAGACCGCGACAAGCUCAAAGCGGCAGCUUCCUCGAUCUCACUCUGGACCACCGUUGGAUCAGCAGUUGGUGUGAGUCUUGGUCUUUUUGCGGCUAUGCGUCUGCGCAGCACGCGCAGGGCAUUCUUCUCGGCUAUCCGGGCUCAGGAACGGCCUACAAAGGUUGUUUUCGAGGAUGGACGGACUGAAUCAAUUCCCGAUCUCACGCCGUUGUUGAAGCCGACUACAUUGGGGGAUUUCGCGACCUACUUCUUUGCUUCGGCUGGUGGACUGCUCUUGGGUGGAGAACUUGGAUUUGCUGGCGGUGCGGCGAACGCUACUCGGGGCAUCUCGUCUGAGCCGGAGAGCAAGCGAAGAAUCGAGACCGCGUUCCGGAGAUUCCGGUCGGACUUGCUGCGAAAGCAGGCUGAUGCUAUUGACAAGGGAGACCACAGCUCUGGUCUUGUAUAA
Molecule: messenger RNA, 540 nt
Organism: Penicillium brevicompactum
Lineage: Eukaryota; Fungi; Ascomycota; Eurotiomycetes; Eurotiales; Aspergillaceae
Exons: 3
Coding region: 1-540 (179 amino acids)
Source: RefSeq, a predicted model, not a curated record